ACUCACUCCCCCUCGGGUUCGGUUUCCAUCUCUACUCUACCUUACCUCCUACCUACAUUCAUACACAUAUCCAACCGGGAAUAAUAAUCAUCGAUAUCACCCUAACGACAAGAAUAAACCCACCGAACCCACCUAAUCCCACGACCAAACCAAAUACCCCCAGCAAGAAAUGUCCGUCUAACCCAACACCACCCACAACCACGAACCACACCUUAACCCACCUCCACCCUCCCCCCAAAACCCAACCCAAAUCCAAAAAAAGAACAUGGACGCCCAAGCCUACCUCCUCCGCCACGGCUGGUCCGGCCCAGGAAAUCCCCUAAACCCCAACGCCCGACCCGGCGCCACCUCAGGCCUAGGACUCACGCGCCCGAUCCUCGUGGCACGCCGGAAGGGCAACGCGGGCGUUGGCAACAAAACGACCAAGGACCCGACGAAUCAGUGGUGGUUGCGCGGGUUCGAGGAUGCGCUGAAGGGCGUGGGCGCGGAGAAUAAUAACCAGGCGGCGGGGGGAUCGUCGCGGACGCCGAAUGCCUUGACUAGUGAGCUUUAUCGGUUUUUUGUUAGGGGGGAGGUCGUUCCGGGUUCUUUUGGGGAGAAAUCUAAGGUUGGGGUUGAGGGGGUGAAGGAUGGGAAGAAGAAGAGGAAAGAGGAGGAGACUAAAGAGGAGAGGAAGGCUAGGAAGGAGGAGCGCAAAUUGCGCAAGGAAGCGAGACGUCUGAAGCGCGAGGAGAAGCUGAAGCGCAAGGCUGAACGAGAGGCGCGCAGGGCCGCCCGGAAGAUCAAGCGCGAGAAGAAGGCUGCUGCGAAGUUGGUGUCCAGGAAGGAGGAGGAGGAUGCGCCGCGUCCUCAGUAUGAAUGCGAUUAUCCUACGCCGCCCAUGACGGAGGGCGAGCAGGAGCAGGAGCUGAAGCAGACGGAGUCGAAGCCCAGUAAAGAUCGGACGGAGAAGAAGCGGAAGGAGAAGAAGGACAAGACCACAUCGAAAGACUCUAAGAAGAGGAAAUCACGCGAGACAUCAACGGAGGACGGCGCGAAAAAGUCCAAAAAGUCGAAGACGACCUUUGAAUGAAUUCGGAUCUUUAUAGAUUAGACGUGCAGAUAGAUACCCAUGGCUUGUUGCUUG
Aspergillus homomorphus CBS 101889 is the source of this 1126-nucleotide messenger RNA. RefSeq lists its product as uncharacterized. The coding region runs from base 266 to 1072 and encodes 268 amino acids. NCBI's taxonomy places the organism in Eukaryota, Fungi, Ascomycota, Eurotiomycetes, Eurotiales, Aspergillaceae. The transcript has a single exon. The record is from RefSeq and is a predicted model, not a curated record.